UACACAAAGGCAAAGAUAUCUUAGGAAUCAGUAAUUGAGGAUAAGGGAAAGAGAAAGAGAAAGAGAAAGAGAUGGCGAUUCAACUGAAGCUGAACCACCUCCACUCGCAUGCUCUGAACCACGAGAAGCAACCCAAGCCGGGUCUCUUCACCUCCGUUCUGCAAGGAUCACACAAGUUUCAAGUUAAAGCAGCGUCCAAUGUCCAGCAGCUUUUACAGUCUGGUGCUAUUAAGCCUAUACCGGCUAAGGACGCAGCCAUGGCCAUGAGUUCAGAAGGUUUUAUGCUUCUCGACAUCAGACCAUCGUGGGAGAGAGAAAAGGCACGAGUGUCAGGAUCACUCCAUGUUUCCCUUUUUGUCCAGGACUUGGAUAACAGUCCUUUAACCCUUUUAAAGAAGUGGGUUCAUUUUGGCUACAUUGGGCUCUGGACUGGCCAGAAUUUCACCACAUUGAAUCCUGAUUUUCUCCAGCAGGUGGAGACUGCUGUUCCUGAUAAGGACACCAAGCUUCUUGUGGCUUGUGGAGAAGGGCUAAGGUCCAUGAUGGCAGCUUCAAAGCUGUACGAGAAAGGAUACAGGAAACUCGGAUGGUUGGCCGGAGGAUUCAAUCGCGCCGCAGACGGCGAUUUCCCAGAUGUUGAAGGACCAGAAGAACUGCAGUAUGCAACUAUAGGGGGUGUAUCUUACUAUUUCCUUAAAUUGCUAAUUCUCUUGCAGGCUGUAGGUAAGAGCAAGGAUUAGCUAAUGAGAUAUGAUUCUGUUUUAGUUGUCCUUAAUCAAAGCAGUAUUCACGAUUACAAGACUUGUAUGUUCCAUCCUUGCCCAAUGAAAACAUGGAACAUAGGUUUAACAAA
Messenger RNA from Manihot esculenta (cassava), 853 nucleotides. RefSeq names its product rhodanese-like domain-containing protein 10. Bases 72 to 740 code for a protein of 222 amino acids. Lineage: Eukaryota; Viridiplantae; Streptophyta; Magnoliopsida; Malpighiales; Euphorbiaceae. Gene Ontology annotation, cellular component: chloroplast. The record is from RefSeq and is a predicted model, not a curated record. The transcript is spliced from 2 exons.